UUUCAUUUUGACGAUAAAAAAUUCCAAGCUAAAAAAAAACAAGAAGAUCAAAAGAUGCCUAGAAGAUAACACUUACAUCCAUUGUCACUUUCUCGUAUUAUUCUAAAGGAAUAUAAUAUGAGGGUUAUGGUUAAACUACGACCAUAUCGAUUCUCUUUUGCUUACUUACGCAAUUGCUCAACUCGCUUCUUUUUGCCUGGAAUGAUGGCUACUUGAACAAAGGGGGAUCUGGGUGGCGUUUGAGUGUGAUAUUCUGAUUCUGUAGAGGUGAGGCGGGGAAGAAGAAGAAGAACUGAAGCAAAAGGAAUCGCUUCGGAUAUUUUUAAGCAAAAAAGUGAUCUUUUUUACUUUUAUCAUAUAUUCAAGGGGAAAAACCGAUAAUUCUGACCAAAAUGAAAAACAAUGUUGUCAGAUGUCGUAAUCUCAUUCUCAUCAUUGCUAUUUUGUGUAUUUCCCCCUUCGAAUCCGUUCUCAAUUCUCUCCAUUUCUCUUUGAGAAAUAUUGUUCAGUUCGAGUUCCAGCCACACGCUCAUCAUCACAAUUCACAACCCCUGAAAUGGGCAAAAACGUCGACUAUUUGAGCACUAAAAAGGAUUCGAUUUCUGUCAUCGAGAAUGGAGAUGGAGCCACUCUGUUUUUCUUCUUUUUCGCUUGGCACAACACCAUUUUACAUCACCAUCACGUUUCCAUAUUCCAAAAUGCCCAUCGCGCAAUCAUGUGUUGUGGGUUCUUGUCACGGCGAUCGACGGUUGGAAAUCCGCCAUAGCCGAUGGUGCAGAUAGCAGGAAUUAGACCAAGAAGGAGGAGUCAACGAAGGAGGAGGAGAGAGGGAGAGAUGCCAGGUGGGCAGAUUCAGCGCCAGCCAUAGUUGGCAAUUGUCCAUUGAAUUUCCCCAUUUAGCGUGUAGUACUACUACUAAGCUAGUACCGCAUUUUUUACACUGUCCGUUGAGUUUUGGCUACUCUGUACUGCUAAACAACUUUUGCAGUACAACGUUGAUGGUCACUGAUCUGCUUUUCUGGGUUGUGGCCGCUUAAUGCUUUGCUUUGGUGGGUUGGUUGGAAAUCGACGUUUUGACAAUCUCCCCCCCUUCUUCCCUUCCACCCUAACUUUCCUUCUUUAUGUUCUCUCUCUCUCAAGAUUCCCGUUCUCUAUAAAUUCGAGAUGUCCCUGUUCCAGUUUCGAUGCCAUCCCCACACACCCUUCUGCCUGUCGGGUAUAAAUUCCCCAUCUCCAGAUUCCUUCCCUCUUUCUGUAUUCACCGCAUUGAGUUCUCAAUUCAAUGCUAUCACUGUGAGAUUUGCCUUGAAAUGCUAAACUCGGGACACCUCCAAAAGGAACUGAAUCCGCCCAAGUAUUUGCCUUCUCAGCUGCUUUCUUCCUUGUGAUAGUUGAUUAGAUUAUUAUAUCAAGUUGGCUGUUUGCAAAGUAAGGCCAAGCAUAUAGAAGACAGAAUAGCAGCAAAGAAGAAAAAUCCAAGUGGGGAGAUAAAAGAAAGCCGAGAUUCUUGAUUGUGUGUAUUAUAGGCAAAGAGAAGAAGACAGGGAACUAGCAGUCUUAUAAGCAAUGAGUCAACUGAGGGAUACGGGCAGUAACGGGGAGGAAAUGAAGGAGAUUCAAAGGCGGGAAACAGAUGAAGCGACUGAGAACAGUAUAGAUAGAGACAAUCAAGAUGAAGUUGCUGCCGCAGAAGCAGCUGGGGAGGAAGAAGAAGAAGUGAAGAGGAUUGUCCCAUGGACGAAACAGAUCACGAUGAGGGGGAUGGUGGCCAGCCUUGCAAUUGGGUUUAUCUACAGCGUGAUUGUGAUGAAGUUGAACCUCACAACUGGGUUAGUCCCAAACUUCAACGUCUCAGCAGCUCUGCUUGCGUUUGUGUUUGUGAAGUCGUGGACCAAGUUCCUGAAGAAAGCUGGGUUUGUCUCCAAACCCUUUACAAGACAGGAGAACACCUUGAUUCAAACGUGUGCUGUGGCUUGUUACAGCAUUUCUCUUGCAGGUGGGUUUGGAUCUUAUCUUUUGGGCUUGAACAGGAAGACCUAUGAGCAAGCUGGGGUUGACUCAGAGGGCAAUAAUCCGAGGAGUGUAAAGGAACCUGGUGUUGGCUGGAUGACUAGUUUCCUCUUUAUAAGCAGCUUUGUUGGGUUACUUGCUCUGGUUCCCCUAAGGAAGAUUAUGAUAAUUGACUACAAACUGACAUAUCCUAGUGGAACUGCUACUGCGGUUCUUAUCAAUGGAUUUCAUACUCCAAAGGGAGACAAGAUGGCCAAGAAGCAGGUUCAGGGGUUCUUGAGGUUCUUUUCUUUGAGCUUCAUUUGGGCUUUCUUUCAGUGGUUCUACACUGGUGCACCCAAAUCCGAUAUCCCAUGUGGUUUUGUUCAGUUUCCUACACUUGGAUUGGUUGCUUUUAAGAACACAUUUUACUUUGAUUUCAGCCCGACAUACGUUGGAGCAGGAAUGAUAUGCUCCCAUCUUGUUAAUUUGUCGUUGCUCUUUGGUGCCGUGCUUUCUUAUGGUGUAAUGUGGCCACUGAUCGGAGGACUCGAAGGCAAAUGGUUUCCUUCAAAUUUAUCAAAAAGCAGUAUGAAGGGUCUCAAUGGUUACAAGGUGUUCAUUUCUAUUGCUAUGAUACUGGGAGAUGGACUGUAUAAUUUCCUCAAGAUACUCUAUUUCACAGCUACCAACAUCGUUGCAAGUGCAAGAACAAGAAGAAAUGUCCGAACCCGUCCUGAAAAUCAGAAGCAACCUCCAACCGAUGAUCUCCGAAGAAAUGAAAUAUUUGUGAGGGAGACAAUCCCAAUUUGGGUAGCCUGCAUAGGCUAUCUUGCGUUUUCCAUCAUCUCCAUCAUAGUGAUCCCUCUCAUGUUCCCCGAACUCAAAUGGUACUACGUUGUGGUCGCCUACAUUCUAGCCCCCUCCCUCAGCUUCUGCAAUGCAUAUGGUGCAGGGUUAACAGACAUGAACAUGGGUUACAACUACGGCAAAGUAGCCCUCUUCAUCCUAGCAGCACUAUCAGGGAAAGAUAAUGGCGUUGUUGCAGGGCUCGUAGGGUGUGGGCUAAUCAAGUCAAUUGUCUCCAUCUCUUCCGAUUUAAUGCAUGAUUUCAAGACGGGGCAUCUCACUCUAACUUCCCCUCGCUCCAUGCUUCUUAGCCAAGCAAUUGGCACAGCCAUUGGCUGCGUCGUAGCUCCACUCACAUUCUUUCUAUUCUACAAGGCAUUCGAUGUUGGAAACCCUGAAGGCGAGUACAAGGCUCCCUAUGCUCUCAUCUACAGAAACAUGGCGAUUCUUGGAGUGGAAGGCUUCUCUGCCCUUCCCCAGCACUGCCUGCAGUUAUGUUAUGGGUUCUUCGCGUUUGCCAUUGCAGCCAACUUAUCAAGAGACUUGUUGCCGAAGAAAGUAGGGAAGUGGGUUCCAUUGCCCAUGGCAAUGGCUGUUCCUUUCCUUGUGGGGGCGUACUUUGCGAUUGAUAUGUGCGUGGGGAGCUUGGUUGUUUUCAUGUGGCACAAGUUGAGUAGCAGAAAGGCUAGGUUGAUGGUUCCAGCAGUCGCUUCUGGAUUGAUAUGUGGAGAUGGGUUGUGGAUUCUGCCUGCUUCAAUUCUUGCUUUGGCUAAGGUGACUCCUCCUAUUUGUAUGGGUUUCAUGUCUAGCAAAUAG
This is a messenger RNA of Linum tenue, 3654 nucleotides long. The record is from the annotation of a GenBank genome assembly. NCBI's taxonomy places the organism in Eukaryota, Viridiplantae, Streptophyta, Magnoliopsida, Malpighiales, Linaceae.